AUGCAGGGCAAGACAGACAUGUCUGCCAAGGGCGGCAAGGCCCUUGUCCAGUCGGACGCGGGGGCGUAUGUGGCGUGGUCGGGCGUCGACCAGCCGGAGCUUACUGCAGAGGGGCUCGGGUGUGGCUUGCUCGUGCUCAGGCCGCUCUCCUUCGCGCUGCCGCACUACGCCGACUCCCACAAGUUCGGCUACGUCCUCCUAGGCUCCGGGGUCGCCGGUGUCCUCCCGGUCGCCACGGGGAACGCCUCCUCCGCGGCCAGGGAGAGGGUCGUGCGCCUCGAGGUCGGCGACGUCAUAGCCGUGCGCACUGGGGAUGUCUCGUGGUGGUACAACGACAGCGACGGCGAUGCGGACGACCUCUCAAUCUUGUUCAUGGGCGACACGGAGCGCGCUGUCAGCCCGGGGGACAUUUCCUACUUCUUUCUCGCCGGCGGCAACAGCGUCCUAGGCGGCUUCGACAUGGGCCUCCUCGCCAGGUCAUGGCCUGGCGUGACGAAGGAGCAGGCCGCCGCCGUGUUCCGGAGCCAGCCAGCCGUCCUCCUCACGGGGCUGAGCACGAAGCUGCCCGGCGUCUGCCCGCGCGAGCACGACAGAAAAGGGCUCGUCGUGAACGCCGGACAAGUCGCUGCAGGGACCCUGGAGACGCUCACCGCGGCGGACCUGGCGGCGCUAGGGGACCUCGGGAUCAGCGCGGUGAUCGGCCGGCUCGAUCCCGGCGCCGCGUGCGCGCCAUGGGUGUUACGGGAGGGUGCGGCGCAGGCGGUGUACGUGGCACGUGGGAGCGCGGGUGCAGGUGUCUUCCUCCGCGGGCGGCGAGACGCUGCUGCUGGACGAGGAGGUCGCCGCGGGGAGUGUGUUCGUCGUACCGCGGUUCGCGGUGGCGCUCAUCUCCGCCGGCGCCAACGGAGCAGAGUGGGUGUCCCUGGUCAAGAGCGCCAGGUACGUAUAUGUGGAUUUCGGCAUUUCGCUAGCUUAUAUGUAAAAUGGCAAUCAUUACUCAUUAUGCUGUCGUGCUCGCAUGGCAGGCCCGCGGUGGAGCACCUGACCGGGGAUGGCUCGGUGCUCGGCGGCUUGACCGCGCAGGUGCUGCAGGCGUCGCUGAGCGUGGCGCCGGAGCUGGUGGAGCUGCUCGGAGGCCGCAGCGCCGAGCCGUCGCACUGA
Molecule: messenger RNA, 1161 nt
Organism: Triticum turgidum subsp. durum (durum wheat)
Lineage: Eukaryota; Viridiplantae; Streptophyta; Magnoliopsida; Poales; Poaceae
Source: the annotation of a GenBank genome assembly